AUGGAAAUGAAAGACAGCGUCAGAAGCGUUAAAAAAACAAAUAAAGUUGAACAGCGAAAAGCACCUGCUUCCCGUUCAAAACAGCCUAUUUUGCCCAAAAUUCUUCACCCACCAAUUAGUUCAACGGUAAUUGGCAUUAUCCGCAAAUCGUUUUAUACACAGAGAUUAUCUGAUGUAGAUUACUCGCUUGUUUUUAUACAAUCUAUCUAUCUAUCUAUCUAUCUAUCUAUCUAUCUAUCUAUCUAUCUAUCUAUCUAUCUAUCUCAGCUUCAUUAUCUAUCUAUCUAUCUAUCAUUGCACAUUGAUAUACAUAACUUUACAGAUGGGCACCUCAUACUUUUUAUAUUUAUCCAUUUAAUACUGUUUCUAUCUAUCUAUCUAUCUAUCUAUCUAUCUAUCUAUCUAUCUAUGCACAUCGACAUAUAUGUUUACACAUAUCAGUGUUUUCAUGUGUCUUUUCUAUCUAUCUAUCUAUCUAUCUAUCUAUCUACUUUUAUUCAUCUACAUAUAUAA
Messenger RNA from Acanthosepion pharaonis, 513 nucleotides. The record is from the annotation of a GenBank genome assembly. Lineage: Eukaryota; Metazoa; Mollusca; Cephalopoda; Sepiida; Sepiidae.